AUGGAGGAAAAACCCUGGUCUGAUCUUCAUAGCGAUCUUACCUCAAUGAUCUCAGAUCAAUUAGGGUUAAUUGAUCUUCUCAGUUUCCGUGGUGUCUGCAACUACUGGAGAUCUUCUUGUUCAAAUUCUUCGGCGGAAAUCGAAUCCUCAGUACCCAAACCAUGGUUCCUGCUGUACGGUGAAUCUGCUCGGUGUUCUCUAUUAACCAACGACGAUAGAAUCUUUCGGAUUGAGAUUCAAGAAAUGGCCGAAGCAAAAUGUCUGGCAUCUUUCGUAGGAUGGUUCCUUUUGUACUGCAAGAAUAGGAAAUCACUCUCCUUCUUCUGCCCAUUUUCUAGGGCCAAAAUAGAAAUCCCACAAUGUCCAUUAAUCUCAGAACAAUCAGAAUCUGCAGAAUCAGACAUUUUUGCAGCAUUUUCAUCUUAUCCUACAGAUCCAGAUUGUGUUGUCGCGGUCGUCAAACGUAAGAAUUAUGCAAAACUGAAGCUUUGUUUGCUUCGUCGUGGUGAAUCAGAAUGGAGCUUUCAUAGGCAUUUAUGGCCAGACUUUGGUAAGAUUAAAAGUAUUGCUCUUCAUGAAAGAGCUUUUCACUUCUUGGAUGAAUUUAACAAGUUAGUGGCCUUUGAAUAUGAUACAAUGAAAUGGAUGAACUAUGAAAUUAAACCCAGAAGCCCUAAGGGUAGUAAGAGUACUGGUAACAAAACAUUGGACUAUUGGGUAGAUAAGAGUUGGAUUCAUAAAGAACCUUUCUCUUCCAAUUCUGAUAAGAUGAAGAAACUUCUUGGAAUAGAGGAUCCUUGUUGUUCUAUAUCAGUAUGUGGGACUAUGGUUCUUAAAGGUGGUGUUAAUGAUCGUGUGAUUUCACACGAGUUUCUUGAUGAUUAUGACGAAGAUCAUGAUGAUGAUGAUGAAUCGAAGCCACGCAGGGAAUUGAAAGGUGUAUGGUUUCAACCAAGAUUUCAUCAAAUAUCACAAGAUCAAAGAUGGUGA
Molecule: messenger RNA, 990 nt
Organism: Neltuma alba
Lineage: Eukaryota; Viridiplantae; Streptophyta; Magnoliopsida; Fabales; Fabaceae
Product: F-box protein At3g56470-like
Exons: 1
Coding region: 1-990 (329 amino acids)
Molecular function (GO): protein binding
Source: RefSeq, a predicted model, not a curated record